Molecule: messenger RNA, 594 nt
Organism: Kickxella alabastrina
Lineage: Eukaryota; Fungi; Kickxellomycota; Kickxellomycetes; Kickxellales; Kickxellaceae
Product: GPR1/FUN34/yaaH family-domain-containing protein
Exons: 1
Cellular component (GO): plasma membrane
Molecular function (GO): acetate transmembrane transporter activity
Source: RefSeq, a predicted model, not a curated record
GUAGCACCACCACCACAGUUUCGGCGGUUCGGCAAUGCCGCUGCCCUCGGCCUAGUCACUUUUAGCCUGUGCACAAUCCAGGAGGCAAUGAUGCAAGCCGGUAUAUCUGUCGGCUACGGCUAUGGAUACCGCAGCAUGGCAGCCCAAUCAAUCGCCGUCGCUGGCAUCACCCAGCUGUUUGCCGGCCUGUGGCAGAUUGCCAACGGAGAUACAUUCGAAGGCGCCGCGUUCACUUCAUUCGGCGCCGCGUGGCUGGCCAAAGGCCUGGCUGAUGUCCCCGGUUUGGGCAUACUUGACUACCAGGCCAACGAGUCCCCCGACGUUGUCCGCAAGCAGAAGGGUAUCAUUUCCCUAACAUGGUCAAUCUGGGUUCUGGUUCUGCUUGCGGGCAAUGUGAAAUCGCACAUUGCCAAUAUCAUUCUAUUUGGGACCUUGAAUCUACAGCUAUCCUUCACCUGCGCCGGCAUCUGGCUGGGCCACGAGCCCAUCAUCAAGGCUGGCGGCUGGUUUGGAUUUUUCUGCGGCCUUGCCGCCAUGUACAAUGCCGCAGCCAUCUUGCUAAAUGAGGAGAACUUUUGGUUCAACCUGCCUGUA